AUGGCAGCGGUGGAUGCGGAAAAACCUAUUUUGUGGAGAACUUUGAUAGCUAAAUUAAGAUCUGAAGGUGACAUUGUGCUUCCAGUGGCCUCAUCUGGGAUAGCAGCCACACUCUUGCCUGGGGGUCGUACUGCGCACUCUCGGUUUAAAAUUCCAAUUGUGCUUGAUGACUACUCGCUCUGCAAUAUAGGCCAGAAUUCAGACAUAGCUGAGCUUAUAAGGCAGACAAAGCUCAUCAUUUGGGACGAAGCACCUAUGCAACAUCGUUAUGCUUUUGAGUGUUUGGAUAGGUCACUGAAGAAUAUUAUGAAGUCAGUCGAUCCAAUACGUUCAACUAUGCCAUUCGGAGGAAUAACAGUUGUACUUGGUGGAGACUUUAGGCAGAUCUUACCUGUCAUUACCCAAGGCGAUAGAGGUGAAAUAGUUUCUGCAUGUAUUACAAGAUCGCGCUUAUGGUCUAUUUGUAAGAUUUUUUUACUGACCACCAAUAUGCGACUUAAUCAAGGAAAGACUGCCAAGGAAGUUGAGGAACUUUUGCAGUUUGCAAAGUGGGUUUUGGACGCAGGUGAUGGGAAGUUGCCUCUUCCAGACAAGAGUAUUCUUCCAGAUGCCAAGGAAAAUGACAUCCUGAUUCCUCCUCAGUUUUGUGAUACUGCGCAGGAGAAUACAGUUGACAACAUGAUUGAGAGUACAUUCCCGGAUUUUGUUGCCAACUGCACAGAUCCAAAAUAUUUGAGUGAAAGAGCCAUCUUAACACCUACGAAUCAAACAGUAAGUCAUCUGAAUUCACUUAUUGUCGAGAAGUUGCCUGGUGAAUCGGUUUCGUACUAUAGCGUUGACAGUGCAGAGGAAUUUGGCGGAACAGACGAGGAUUUGAACUCUGCAUUCCCAAUUGAAUAUCUCAAUUCUAUUAAUCUUCCUGGGAUGCCACCUCAUGAGAUUAAAUUAAAAGUUGGAGUGGUCGUUAUGCUUAUGAGAAAUUUGAACCAAACUUUAGGUCUCUGCAACGGAACAAGAAUGAUCAUCACUAAAUGCUUGAAGUUCUGCGUAGAAUGUGAGAUAUGCUACGUGAUGACUAUUAAUAAAGCUCAAGGUCAGUCUCUUCAAAAUAUUGGAUUGUAUCUACCAAAGGCGGUCUUUACGCAUGGUCAGUUUUAUGUGGCAAUUAGCAGAGUUACAUCUCCUCAAGGUUUAAGAAUCUUUGUUGAUGAUGAAGCUGGACAGCCAUCAAAUAUAACUCAGAAUGUGGUCUAUAAAGAAGUUUUUUAUGCUUUACCAAGAAGCUAG
Molecule: messenger RNA, 1287 nt
Organism: Daucus carota subsp. sativus
Lineage: Eukaryota; Viridiplantae; Streptophyta; Magnoliopsida; Apiales; Apiaceae
Product: ATP-dependent DNA helicase pfh1-like
Exons: 2
Coding region: 1-1287 (428 amino acids)
Biological process (GO): telomere maintenance; DNA repair
Molecular function (GO): DNA helicase activity
Source: RefSeq, a predicted model, not a curated record